Messenger RNA from Loa loa (African eye worm), 909 nucleotides. RefSeq lists its product as hypothetical. Gene Ontology annotation, cellular component: cytoplasm; SCF ubiquitin ligase complex. Gene Ontology annotation, molecular function: protein binding; ubiquitin protein ligase activity. NCBI's taxonomy places the organism in Eukaryota, Metazoa, Nematoda, Chromadorea, Rhabditida, Onchocercidae. Bases 1 to 909 code for a protein of 302 amino acids. Gene Ontology annotation, biological process: glycoprotein catabolic process; SCF-dependent proteasomal ubiquitin-dependent protein catabolic process. The record is from RefSeq and is a predicted model, not a curated record. The transcript has 6 exons.
AUGGAGACCGUUAUUUGGUCAUCUCAAAGUGAACCCGAUGAUCGAAAUGGUGAAAAAGGUAAAGACGACAUUUAUAUCCAAGGUGUGCCUAUUCCUCCUCAAAUUCUUGCAGAAAUCUUAAUCAGAGUUGAUAAUCCUCGUGAUAUUGGUUAUAUAUGUCCUCUGGUAUGUCGUCGAUGGUACAGUGUUUUAUCUGCUCCUGGUUUCUGGAUCAAUUAUAUGAUAUAUCGAUCACUGGAUUUGCCUCCAAGUUCCUUACGAAGUGAACCUUCACUGAAUGUGAAGAAAGUUUCUAUUAAGCAGGCUUUCAGGCGAAAUUUGAUCAACAAUCCUAGUGGUGGCGAUGGAUUUCUAUCAGAAUUCGAAGUCGAGAAACCACCAAUAGGUUGCGUGUCAACGGAAGAUAUACCAGUUGCGUUUGUGACAAGCUAUGGUUGGUGUAGUAAAUUUCAAGUUAUUGAUUUGUGGAAGGAAGGAAUUGAGCGUGCUUUUCUGGAUGAAUUUUGUCCACCAAUCACCGUUUCGGAAUGCUGUACUGCUCGCUUCGAUUGCCCAUCCAUAUACAUAUUGGAAGUGCGGUUGCUUCCUGAUGGCUCUUUGCCUUUCCCAUAUAGACCAACACCACAGUUUCUUCGCUUUACUCGAUACCCUCGUUUUGGCCAGCAGCACGAUGUUCCAGAGCGUGAUGAAACAACCAAUACUUCAGUAACCAGAGUUCGAAUGUUAAGUGAUAUUGAUUGGCAAAAAAUCGAACAUACAUUUUCGAAUUACCCUCCAGGCAUUCGUUACGUAUUAUUUCAACACAGCGGGAAGGAUCAGCAAUUUUGGGCGGGGCAUUAUGGUUCAAAAAUGGCUAAAGCAUCGGUUAUUAUAAAUUAUGGUAAUGGAGAGCGGAGAUGUGUAACAUAA